This is a messenger RNA of Caenorhabditis sp. 36 PRJEB53466, 3320 nucleotides long. The record is from the annotation of a GenBank genome assembly. NCBI's taxonomy places the organism in Eukaryota, Metazoa, Nematoda, Chromadorea, Rhabditida, Rhabditidae.
AUGUCAGCGUUGCGCGAGCUUUGCAAGCUUUCAGGAAGAAAACAUGUGCUGAAAUGGUAGAAAUUAAAUUUCCCCGUGGUUUCCUUCAAUUUUCCGUUUUCAGCUGGGUUCUAACACCGGUCCAGUUCCGUCAAUUCUCUUGGACCGUUGCCGCACUCGAAAAGACGCCCGCCAAAGCGUCAGAGCCGAAAAAACAAGAGCACGCCCUGCAAAGAUCGGUUUUGGAGGAAGUUUACACGGUUCAGAAGCACAAACCGACGACUUUCGGCGGAAAAGUGGCCGAGAAAGCGUCAAAUACGUUUAUGUACACGGCGGUGAUCGCCGGAGUCGGGCUCAUCGGCGCGUUCAUCUACGUGCUCGCCGGAGAGUUUUUCGCCCAGGAUUCGCCGCAAACCAUCUUUAACAAGUAAUUUUCUCCGUUUUUUGUCGAUUUCCCUCUAAAAAUUGUUUUUUCUUACAGAGCGCUGGAUUUAGUGCGCGACGACGGCCGCUGCCAGGACAUGUUCGGCGCGUCAAUCGCCGGAUUCGGCGAGGAGACUGCGCGUGGGCGUCGGCGCCACGUGGCCCACCACAAGUACGAAAAGGACGGAAUGCAACGGAUCCGCGUGCUGUUCCACGUGAAGGGCGAGCGCGACGAGGGCAUUGCCCAGGCGGAAAUGGAGCAGCGCGACGGCGAGUGGCAGUGGCGAUUCCUGUACGUGGAGAACAAGCGACGGCCGAAAACCACCCACGUUCUCAUUGAUAACCGAUAAAUCGUCUUUUUGUUUUCGUUGCGAGACCUUAAAAUCUCAUUUUUCUAGGCCCCUCUAUAGCUUGUAUUUUCAGAUUUUUGUUGAUGAACUAUAUUAUUUUAAUACUCUUUUAUUUGUUUGUUAAUUUUAAUGUUUCCCGAUGGACUUUUAGUACCUUUAUUCAUUUCUGUUUCCCUUUCUAUAAAAUACUGUAAGGGUGUACAUGGAAGACGACGGAUUCACACUGGUCACUGGCAAAAAAGCGGCGAAAUUUGUAAGCAUAAUUGUUUUGAAAAUUACAUUUCUUUUCAACUUUUUCAGAAAAAGACACAAAACGGAACGCAUGUUCGAGUGGACGGAACCGAAAAGGACGUGGAAAAAGCGAUGAGCCGCGCGAAAAACGCAAUUUCGACGUCAAAAUUGGGACAAUGGCUCGAACGGAAAUUGGAGGAAAUUUUGGCGGAAAAUGGAAAAAUUCAAACGAUUUUUCUCCUCGGAAAUGGACAUUUCGACUAUUCGGACCAGCCGGGGGCUCAUCAAUUGGCUCUGUUUCUGGAAAUUUCUGAAAAGUUCGAAGCCGAACUCAUUUUUCAAGAGCCCGCCUGUUCUGAAGCGGAAAAUCGAUGGCUUGAAGCGAAAAAUCGUUUAAAAAUUCGCACAGAAAUGAAUACGGACAUUGAAAUUGACAAAAAUCCGCAAGCGAUCACAAUUCUCGCCAUUAUUCAUGGUUUUUUCGAUUUUCCCCAGAAAACCAGAAUUUUUGCAAUUUACAGGUGAACACGAGAUUCUGAACGGUAUUUUGGAGCACAAUUGGCAGAAUUUGAACAAUUUGAUAGUGAUUGGCAACAAUUACGGCGGCGUCGACUGGGAGCUCUCCAAGUUGAGCGCGCAAAACGGGCGGAUCAACGAAUUUUUCCGAGAAUCAAUAAUUACGCCGUUUCCAGAAGUAUAUGAACCUCAUGUUUCUGCAUUUUCUGGUACGGUUAUCAUGUCUCCAAGUGAUUUCGAUAAAGAUUUGUGAUUUUUUUCCGUUAAAAUUCAACGUCGGUUCGAUGGCCGCGGUGAGGUGGCCUAGAAAAAUCAGUAGCCGAUUUUCUAGGCCACUAUUUUAUUUUUGCUCGUUUUUCAGCUUUUUCACUGAAUUUUUUCACAUUUUCAGAGUUUCCAGAUGAUCAGCUCAUUGGCAAUAGAACUGGGAGCCUUGAGGCUAGCCUGCUCUUCACAGGUACCGUCAAAAAAGCAAUAAUCACCCCAUAAACUGAAAAUUCAUGCAGGUCCUCGUGGCAACUCGAAAUCUGCCGGCUCGAGGCACAAAACCGCUGCCACGUCAUCUCUGGGACAUGGCCGAUUUGGAGGAGAAGUCGGGCGGUCGGUACACGCACAAACCGCUGCAAAUCAAUCGAUUGGGAGGUCGCGACCCGGAAACCGGGCGGAAAGUCAACCAGCACAUUGGCGGCGGCGUCAAAUUCGACUAUUUCAUGAUCGACUUUCACAGAAGGUACUCGCGAACACGAAUUGACCAAAAAAUGACAAAAAGCCACUAAAAAUCUGAAAAAAAAAAGAGAAUCCUUGUUUUUUGCAGAGGACCGACAGAGCAAGGCGUGACGUACGAUGAAAGAGUACUGGAAGUGCGUCGAGAUCCGAACCGCACGUGUCAUAUCGCUCUCGUGGCCGGAAUCAACGGAAAACGAUGGAUUUUGGCGACGGAGAAGAUGAAGUACGGCCAGAAUUUUGAAAUUCAAAGGGUUUGCGCGGAGUUUCUAAAUUCUGCUGAAAAGAACUGAAAAAUUAGGUUGUUUUGAGCGUUUUAACCUUGCAAGGGACGCACAAUGCGAUUUCUAUACAAUUUUAGCUAAUUUUCGCUCAAAUUGCCCGAAUAUAGUAGAAUUCCUAGAAAAAGCGAGAAAACUAAAGAAUUUCAGAGCUGGAGACAUCAUCUCGACGAGCGGACACUUGGCCGAAAAUCCAGUGAUUGGAGUCGAAGGAAACGCGUAUCCGAUCGGAUCGCUGGCCGCUGGAACUCUGAUUAACAGGUAAGCUCAUGAAAAAUGUCCGAUUUUACCAGUCUUUAGCUAGAUGCCAUCCAACUCCAUCAUUUCAGCAUCGAACGCUACCCGACCGCCGACUCGGAGACGUUCGUGAAGGCCGCCGGAACCGCGGCGACGAUCGUCCGACAUCAGGGCGAGUUCACAGUGGUCAAACUGCCGCACAAACACGAAUUCUCGCUGCACCGCACGUGCAUGGCCACUGUGGGACGGCUCUCGCACGCCGACAUCGACUCGAAGAUUUUCGGAUCCGCGCAAAUGCACAGACGGUACCAGUUUUCUGCGCGAAAUCGCCUGAAAUUCGUGUGAUUUUUGCAGAUUCGGCUACAAAAUGUCGUCGGGUCUGUUCCACAAAAAGGACGGAUACUUUGGCCGAAAAGUGCGUGCACUUCCGCCGGUCCGCGUGCUCGACACCCCGCCGACCGCUCCUCCGCCCACGCAAAAGUUCACUCUUUCCAAGUCGGACCUCUCGGGAUUGCACGGACACGCAAAAGUGCACAAUCUGAUUGCGUCCGGAUACUCGACACGCGACUAUCCCGAAUAA